UUUUUUUUUAUUUCUAUGUGUAAAUCCAGGGAUUACACCCACAGCUGUCGGGCAGUCAGGAAUGCCUUACCAGCACGGUGAAUGUCCGAAGCACAGAGUGUCUGGAGGCUGGCGCACUGCAGUGGGUAUGAGUGGGUACCAGGUAUGGAUGCUGGCUGCCGCGGUGACACCAGCGAGGCUGGAGAAGGAGGACUGCACCCACCUGGCAGGAGAUGACAGGUGGAAAUGAAUCCUGUACUGCAGGACCAACAUCUAUGUCCUACUUAUCUUGCCUGACUUACAUUCUGGAAGAAUGGACCGGUGUGGAGGAUAUUGGAGAUUAUCUGAGUUAUGCAUUCUACAUUUUAUGGUUGCUUUUUCCACUUGUAGUAGUCUUUGUACUUCCAGGAGUUAUCGUCAUUCUCUUCUACAUUUCCAUUCUCUGGCUUCAUAUUUAUAAAAGGAAGAAUGAAAUAAAGGAAGCUUAUUCCCAUGAUGUUUGGAUAGGUGCAAGAGAAAUGUUGGCGACCAUAUGGGAUGGACAUGGAAGAAUAUGGCAUGGUUAUGAGCUUCAUGGUGUGGAAAAUAUUCCUCAAGGACCAGGACUCGUUGUGUUUUAUCAUGGAGCUACUCCUGUUGAUUAUAUCUAUUUCUCAGCUAGACUUCAUAUAAUGAAGAAGAGACGCUGCAGCGUAGUAGCUGAUCAUUUUGUCUUCAGAUUACCAGGUUUUAGAAUACUACUUGAGGUAUUUGGAGUUAUACAUGGACCAAAAGAAGCUUGUGUCAGGACUCUGGAGGAGGGCCAUCUGUUAGCCAUUGCCCCAGGUGGGCUGCGGGAGGCACUCUUCAGUGAUGAAAUGUAUACUAUUUUGUGGAGUGAUCGGAAGGGCUUCGCUCAGGUGGCCAUUGAUGCAAAAGUGCCCAUCAUUCCUAUGUUUACACAAAAUGUUCGAGAAGGCUUUAGGACAUUAGGAGGAAUAAAAAUACUUAGGUCGCUAUAUGAGCGUAUUAGAUUGCCAGUAGUUCCUCUGUACGGGGGAUUUCCUGUCAAGCUACGUACAUUUAUCGGAGAACCCAUUCCAUAUGAUCCAAAUAUGACUGCUGAGGAACUAGCUGAAAAGACAAAAGCAGCAGUCCAAGCUCUCAUAGAAAAACAUCAGAAAAUACCAGGAAAUAUAUUUAGGGCUUUAAUGGAACGAUUUCAAACACAAAAGAAAGAAGAUUAAGGUCUUCUGAACUUAAACUUCUAUAACUACUAUUUAGUUAUAAUAUUCUUAAAGUGACAUUUGUAAAUUAUUCAUUCUUCUAAUAAUAGGUUUUAAAUACUGUCCUAAUGAUACUGCUGUAUAAUUUAAGAUAGAAGUCACUUGCCCUUACCCUUUCCCCUGUCCACUAUCAAGCUCAGUAACCCAAACUUCAAAUCAUUCAUAAUGGGGCAAAGUUUAAUUUUUCAUAAAUGCAUUCCUACCUUGGAAGUGUCUGGGUUGUUGAUUCUGGGUUUGUUUUGGCAUUUUUCUUCUAAAUGGUACUGCAAGCUUUUAUGUAUAUUGUCUGUCUUCCUUUUGAUCUGUCAUUGUCACCCAUCCCCACCAUGAUGGAUCUCUAACCUGAGUGUCAGACCCUCUGCAGAGCUAGAAUCUUACUGUCUUGACCUUCUUCAGUGUCAGGUGGUUUUGUGGGCUGCCAUACAACACGUUUGAAAACUUUCCUGAGAUUGUUACUCUCACACUGCUGGGAAACAGUCCACCACUUUUGGCCUGCAGAACCUCUGCCAAUGCCUGCAAAACCUGUGUUGCAAAGUGUUUAGUUUUGCUGGGUGAGCUCAGAAAGGGUUCCGAGGAGUGAAAAUUGAUUAGAGAACUACAGUGAUCCAAGGAGGUUUGUUAUGGAAACCACUCCGGUGCUGUGAAUGAGAGCCCUACAACACAACUGCUAUUCCAAGCCGAGACAUAAUGGAUAUCUGCCUUUGAGUAGAGACUUGUCCCAUUUAUUUCUCAGUGAAUCUACAAAUUCUCUUUUGAACAAUGAGCCAAACAUUCAAACAUCAAGAGGUAGAGAUGAGAGUACUGUAUAGUAACAUGAGCUCAAAAAUUUGUAUUUUGAUGGAAAGAGAAAAUUGUUACAACACUGUACAAGCAGUAGUUUUUUUGAAAAACAGGACUGGCAUUCCCAAAUACCCUUUAGAUUUAGUAUGUGGGUAAACUAUUAAAUAUAUUCUUUAAACAGUUAAUUAUGUAAGUUAAAUAAUGAAGGAGAGGGAAGUUCUGUAUACUUUCCUUAAGUGAAAACAAUUGAAUCAACAGGAGAGAGUUGCAAGAUUGGGUUUUUGUGCACUUACAGCGAAUUAUAUUAUUGUAUUUUUUAUUAGCUAAAGCCUAUGGUUUUAUUGUCCAAAUAGGAAAUAUCUGAAAUAUUUCUUCUAAUUUCCAGGACAAGUUUAAACUUUCCUAAAAAAAAAAUACCCCCUCCCCACAAAAAAAAGCAACAAAUAACCAUCAUUUGAAGGAGAAGUUGUAUUCAAUAUAGUAGUCAUUCCUCUCACCAUUUAAGCACAUACUUAUGCUCUUUUAAAUGUGUAAAUCAGUGACAUUUUUUAAGUGCAGAUGGGUGAUGCCCUGUGUUAGAAAAAUAUCACAUAAUGGGAAAUUGUCUAUCAAAAGUGGUUUACAAGAAGCAAAGGGUGUACUUAUUUUGAUAUCAUUUUAUACCAAAAACAUUUUACAUGGUGUUAAAUUUUUUCAAGCUCUGGGAAGAAUCAUGGUGUAUAAAAGCAAAUGCCCAUUCUGAACUUUUUGAAAUGACUUGGGUUUUACUUGAAGGCAAGAUUGUGUUCCUUUUAUUUUCUUGGACUGUGUUUCAAAUAUACUGUUAACAUUAAAAGUGAUGCUGAAUUCCUGCACUGAAGUAUAACUUAAGUAUGACCUUUUUUUUACUGUCCAUCUUGAGAAAAAUGUACAUCAGUCUAUGUUGUGAACAUCUCAAAGGCAGCUGAACAACUUUUGUGUCGAGGUUGCAUAUAUGUAAAAGAGAACUCAGUCUAAAAGGUUCUGUUAGAUAUGAACGGACAUUGUUAUCAGAGAUUUUGCAAAAUUUAUUUUAUUAAGUAUGUGGGCUAUUUGCUGCAAUUUUGUCCCUUUAAGUAUUGAAAGAUCAGUAUAAAAAAUGAAGGGCAGUAUUGGUACUAAGUGUUCAUAUUUGUAUAGGCCUUUCAUAUUUAUUUCUAUAUAUUAAAAAUAUAAGAAGACACCUUUUGAAUAAAAUUGACAACUGGAGCAGA
Cyanistes caeruleus (blue tit) is the source of this 3256-nucleotide messenger RNA. RefSeq names its product DGAT1/2-independent enzyme synthesizing storage lipids-like. The record is from RefSeq and is a predicted model, not a curated record. Gene Ontology annotation, cellular component: membrane. Gene Ontology annotation, molecular function: acyltransferase activity. Lineage: Eukaryota; Metazoa; Chordata; Aves; Passeriformes; Paridae.